This is a messenger RNA of Phytophthora sojae, 4235 nucleotides long. RefSeq lists its product as hypothetical. Bases 2625 to 3440 code for a protein of 271 amino acids. The record is from RefSeq and is a predicted model, not a curated record. Lineage: Eukaryota; Oomycota; Peronosporomycetes; Peronosporales; Peronosporaceae. The transcript has a single exon.
GCAGCUGCAGCUUGUAGCGAGAGCCCGCACGUCGUGCGCAUGGAGGAGUACUUCUUGUUCCGCGACCACGUGUGCAUCGCCUUCGAGGUGCUGGGCACGAACCUGUACGACUUCCUCAAGCUGCGCUACUUCCACGGGCUCCCCAUGAGCAGUAUCCGCACAGUGGGCAAGCAGCUCGCGCAGGCCCUGGCGUUCCUCGAGCAGCAGCACGUCGUCCAUUGCGACCUGAAGCCGGAAAAUGUGCUGCUCGACGCGUCUGCGCUGGCUGGAGACGCGCGGAAUACCGGCAUUGUGGACAACGUGACGCUCAUCGACUUUGGCAGCAGUUGUCUCGAAGGAGCGCCCAUGUUCACGUACAUCCAGAGCCGCUUCUACCGCAGCCCGGAAGUGCUGCUCGGCCACACGUACUCGGGUGCGAUCGACAUGUGGAGUUUUGCCUGUAUCCUCGUCGAGCUGUACACGGGCCACCCGAUCUUUGCCGGCGAGAACGAAAGUGAGCAGUUCGCCUGCAUUAUGGAGGUGCUGGGCGCCCCUCCGACCGAAAUGGUGCUCAAAAGCAAGCGCCGCCUGAAUUUCUUUGACGAAGUGGUGAACCCCGCUGACGCGCAGACUGUCGAGUACGUGCCCAAGCCGUUCGUGAACUCCCGUGGACGCCGACGGACUUCUGGGUCUCGAAGUUUGAUCAGCGCCGUCAAGUCCGAUGACGCUGAAUUUUUGGAGUUUUUGGCCAAGUGCUUUGUGUGGGACCCGAGCCAGCGCCUCACGCCCGAGAAGGCCCUUGAGGAGCCUUGGAUGCGUCACCGUCAGCAAGAACUCGUCGUCAACCCUGUAGAAUAUGAGCUCUAAGUAAGUUAAAGUAACCCAUGUAUGAAUGAAUAAGUGAAUUACCCGAACACUCAGCGUGUUAUGCAUCAUGUUACGCGACCGGGACCGGAACUCCGGGUGGAGCUGCUGGCAUUUUCACGCCUACAGCAGCGGGUGACGACGAUGAGCCCGCUGCUGGGGCAGCGUAGUCGUCGACACUCCAAGUGUGCACAGUCUUGUCCCAUGAGCCGGUUGCGAGCAUGGUGUCGAACUCCUUGUCGUCGGAUGAAGACGCCGUCGACGCAAGCUGGAACCAGUCCAGCGCGCGAACGUAGUCGCGGUGAGGCGUCGCCUUCUCCUGACCGACCAGCAGUUCGCGGGUGCCGCUACCCGCAGUUCGGUCAGACGAGAAGCUGUCAGUAGUCACGAAGGACUUGCCGUCGUCCCCUCCCGUGGCGAGAAGGUCGUCGUGGUAAGGCGAGUACUUGACGACGUGCACCGCCGCCGCGUGAGUGUCACGUCGAGCCAACGGCGUGUGCGGCGAGCGCACGUCAAAGGUGCAGACCGUACCGUUCUCCAAACCCACGGAAAACACCGUAGCCUGCUUCGGGUGCCAAUCCACGGACAGCGCAGGCAACAACGUUGACACCGCCAACGCCGCACUGUGAGGACGCCGAGAAUCCCACACCUGCACCGUGGCGUCCUGCGAAGCCGAGCAAAGCAGAUGAGCGUGCAUCGGGUUCAUGGCCACGCCCCAGAUCAAGUCCGUGUGUCCUGCAGACAUCAAAGACACCGUCAGCCACCUCCUCCUCAGCCCGAAAUCCAGCUUCGCCAACCCACCAUCAAACGUAGCAAGACCCUUGUUCACCGCGUUAAUAUCCCACAACUUCACCCUGUAACACAGCAAUAUAGCACCAGUCAACAAACCUCCGUACCAACUACCAGCAGAGCCAAGAGCUCAAUUAACGCACGUGAGGUCCCAGCUGCACGUCGCCAGCUGCGUCUUCUCGAUCUUGGAGGCGCUGACGCCCGUGACCACGUCGUCGUGUCCCCAUCCCGUCACCACCGCGUCCUCCUCCGCCGUCGAGUCGUUGCCGCCGCCUGCCGCUCCGAUGGGGAUGAAGGCGAAUGCCACGUCCGUCGACAGCUUGGCCAGCCGCACGUCGCCGUCAUCGCAGCCCAGCGCCAGCACGUCUCCGUCCGCGCCGCACCAGGCGAGCGCCCCCAUGCCCGUCUCCAGCUGCAGCUCGCACAGGCGCUCGCUCGUGGCGGCGUCCAGCAGCGCCACGCCGCCGCCCCAGACGUUGCCCUCGAGCUGCGACUGCGCCACGGCCAGCAGCGGCAGCUCCGGCUCCUCGGCGCCGCCAUUUUCCUCGUCGGAGAAGAGCGUGUUCGGCAGCGAGCACGCGGCCACGGCGUCCACCUGCGCGGGCGAGGAGAAGGCCGGGUGCGAGGCGUGCGAGGCAGCCAUGUCGCUCACGUGAUCUAUCCGGUGGCUCGCAAAUGACGCGGGAACGACUUUGACAGGAUACGUGGUGUGGCGCACACCAUACCAAAGGCAAGUUGAAGUUGUCUUUUGACGCCACCGUUGGGUGAGGCUGCAGCCUUUUGUGAAGCGCUUUCUUCUCCCUUCUCUCCUCGUGUCUCUCCAUGGGACCUGCGGCGGCUUUGGCUUUUCCAGUUGUGGGGACUGUUCUGCAAGCGGCGCUCGUCCCAAGCCCAAGGAGGAGAAAAGCUUUGGCCAAGCCUCAAAAGACUUGGACACUUUGCAACGCGCCGACUGACGACCAAGCCAACAGAACCUCUAACGGCGUAUCAAGAUGGUGCGAAUGCCCACGAGCAUGGCCAAGAACAAGGAGCCCAAGGAGCACGGAGCCAAGGAGGCGGCCUCCGAGGCCGUGGACGAGAUGCUGUCGGAGGCGGAGCAGAUGCGUCGCCGCAACGACCUCGGCGACCCCGGCCGUCGCACGCUGGAGCAGCUCCAGGAAGACGCCCGCAACCUCGGCGAGUACGCGCGCGGCAAGAUGGAGCACAUGAACGAGGUGAUGCGCGAGGCAGCCGCUUCAGCGCGCGAGUCCACUGGACUUCCGAACUCUGCCCCCGUCCCGACGGACGCCGUCAGUGACACCGUGAUGGAUUCACUCAAGACAGCGAGCGAGAAGCUCAGUGCCGAGAUCAGCGAGCUCAGCGAGCGAGCCGAGAGCGUGAAGGCGCGCGUCCAGGAGUCGAUGAUGGCUGCCGGCGGCAAGGCGAAGGACACGUGGCACCAGAGCGCCGAGGCCGCCAAGAACGUCGGUGAGCGCGAGUACUGCCUGCCGCUGCCCACGAACCGCAUCUGUGCUCGGCACGUGGCGUUCUUCGGCAUCCCGCUGCUCGCCUUGCUGCUACUGAUAAUGAUGCGUCGUCGCUACCCGAAGAAAUGGAAGGCCGGCGUGAACAAGAUGAAGCAGCCGCGCAUGAUGCUUUCGCGCGAGGUGCCGUCCAGCGAGAAGCUGAAGUCGCAACUGGAGGGCGCCGCCGGCAAGCUCGAGGAGAAGAUCGAGUACGGCAAGCAGCGAGGCAGCAGCGCCAUGGACCAAGCGCGCAGCAAGUACGGGCAGCCAGAGAAGAAGCCGGAGAUCAAGAAAGACCAGUAACCCGCUGUAGCUGCCGUUGAACUGCAUCGCGUGGGUUGACAAGCAAGUUGUCUCCCUCAGCGAUGCGCCUCCUUUGAUAUCUUCAUACAAUUCGCUUUGGCAACACAACAAGUUGGGAAAUGAAAACAACGUGGUAUUGCGUUGGUCUGUGUGUGUUUAAGCAACUUUUUGGCGCUUGGUGGCUUCUGCACCAGCGGCAGCGUCGCCCUCGCGCUUUAUAGCCGCCGGGUCCUCUGCGCCUGGUGCUCCUGCAGCUGCUACAGCGUUGUUGUUGUUGUUCUCCAGCUUCUCUGCGAUCUCGGGCGCGUGCUUCUUCAUCAACUGGAUCAGAAUGGAGUCCACGCGCGCCGAGUUCUCGCGCUGCUUCUCCAUCUUUUCGUACUUCUGCUUGAGCUUGAGCUGCAGCUCUGCUCGCACGCACACAAAGAUCAGCAUCAGUACAGCCACUCCAGAACGUCCAACAAUUGGCCUCCGACUUACGCUCCGAGGGGAUGACGGGCUCCUUCUUGUCCUUGGAGCUAAAGUCCCACGCGUAGCCCUCCGUGGGGCUGAAGCGCACGCCCGCCGCCAGCCCGUGAAAGGCCUUGUUCACCCUGUAGCUGCAUUUUUUCUACAAUAAUCACACACACACAAUGCACAGCACCAUGAGUACACUAGAUAGGCACUUGCAAGCCCUACAUAGCACAGAUGCAGCAGCUCGUACGAGGCGCGAGGUGAGCAUCGCGUGGAUGUUGGGCGCCUGGUACACGGUGCCGUCCAGCACGUAGUAGAUGGCCAGCGGCUCCACCUGCGUGC